AUGACCGGCGGCGUGAUGGACCCGCUGCCCACCGCGCCCGGAGCUGCAGCUGCUGAGGCGGAGGCGGACGAGGAGGCGGACCCGCCAGCGGCAGACUCGCCAGUGCCCCCAGUCAGCGAGCCCAGGGCCCCAGACGCCGGUCGGAUGCAGGUGCCAGCGGGGAACCCGCUGCUGCUGUCGCUGACGCUGCAGGAGCUGCUGGCCAGGGACGCCGUGCGGGUGGAGCUGGUCCCGGAGAAGAAGGGCCUGUUCCUGAAGCACGUGGAGUACGAGGUCUCCAGCCAGCGCUUCAAGUCCUGCGUGUACCGCCGCUACAACGAUUUCGUGGUCUUCCACGAGACGCUGCUGCACAAGUUCCCGUACCGCAUGGUGCCGGCCCUGCCGCCCAAGAGGAUGCUGGGAGCCGACAGGGAGUUCAUCGAGGCCCGGAGGCGGGCGCUGAAGCGCUUCAUCAACCUGGUGGCCCGGCACCCGCCCUUCUCGGAGGACGUGGUCCUCAAGCUGUUCCUGUCCUUCAGUGGCCCCGACGUGCAGAACAAGUUGAAGGAAUCUGCUCAGUGCGUGGGAGACGAGUUCAUGAACUGCAAGCUGGCGGCUCGGGCCAAGGACUUCCUCCCGGCCGACAUCCAGACGCAGUUCGCCAUGAGCCGGGAGCUGAUUCGAAACAUCUACAACAGCUUUCACAAGCUCCGCGAUCGGGCCGAGCGGAUGGUGUCGCGGGCCAUCGACAACGCUGCUGACCUUCUCAUAUUCGGCAAGGAGCUGAGGCAGGUGCCCUGCGCUCUGGGGUCCGACACGACCCCGCUCCCCUCCUGGGCCUCACUGAACAGCGGCACGUGGGGGUCCCUCAAACAGGCGCUGAAAGGCCUGUCGGUGGAGUUCGCGCUGCUGGCUGACAAGGCUGCGCAGCAGGGCAAACAGGAGGAGAACGAUGUGGUGGAGAAGCUGAACCUCUUCCUGGACUUGCUGCAGUCCUACAAAGACCUGUGCGAGCGGCACGAGAAAGGCGUGCUGCACAAGCACCAGCGGGCGCUGCACAAAUACAGCCUGAUGAAGAGGCAGAUGAUGAGCGCCGCCGCGCAGAGCCGUGAGCCCGAGUCCGUGGAGCAGCUGGAGUCCCGCAUCGUGGAGCAGGAGAACGUGAUCCAGACCAUGGAGCUCCGCAACCACUUCUCGCUGUACUGCCUGCACCAGGAGACGCAGCUGGUCCACGUCUACCUGCCGCUCACCUCCCACAUCCUCGGGGCCUUCGUCAACUCCCAGAUCCAAGGGCACAAGGAGAUGAGCAAGGUGUGGAACGACCUGCAGCCCAAGCUUCGCUGCCUCUUCGUGGGACCGCCCGGCGCCCCGGCCCCCCCGCGGCCCCCCCAGGACGGCCUGUCUGCUCACUAG
This is a messenger RNA of Rangifer tarandus platyrhynchus (Svalbard reindeer), 1392 nucleotides long. Lineage: Eukaryota; Metazoa; Chordata; Mammalia; Artiodactyla; Cervidae. The record is from the annotation of a GenBank genome assembly.